AUGAUACAAGCAGUGGAAAUGAGCUUCCUCCGAUGGGUGGCUGGGCCCUCCCUUAGAGACAGGCCACUGUGCCAGCGGGUACCUGUUUGUCUCAGUGUGCGUGCCCACCAGUCUCACACUGCCACACGUACAGCAGAUGAAGAUCGUCCUUGGACGGGUCAGGAGAGCCUGGCCCAGGAUGACCCCGAGAUGUGGGAUCUGCUGCAGAAGGAGAAGGACAGGCAGUGCCGUGGUUUGGAGCUCAUUGCAUCAGAGAAUUUCUGCAGCCAAGCAGCUCUAGAAGCUCUCGGCUCCUGUCUUAACAACAAAUACUCUGAAGGCUACCCAGGGAGAAGGUAUUAUGGUGCAGCAGAAGUGGUUGACCAAAUUGAGCUCCUCUGUCAGAAGCAAGCUCUGGAGGCAUUUGACCUGGACCCAGCUCAGUGGGGUGUCAAUGCCAAACUGCACUCUGGUUCUCCUGCCAGCUUUGCCACUUAUACCACUGUGCUCAAUCCCCGUGAUCAAAUCAUGGGCCUGGACUUGCCUGACAGUUAG
Molecule: messenger RNA, 534 nt
Organism: Archocentrus centrarchus (flier cichlid)
Lineage: Eukaryota; Metazoa; Chordata; Actinopteri; Cichliformes; Cichlidae
Product: serine hydroxymethyltransferase, mitochondrial-like
Exons: 4
Coding region: 1-534 (177 amino acids)
Biological process (GO): tetrahydrofolate metabolic process
Cellular component (GO): mitochondrion; cytoplasm
Molecular function (GO): pyridoxal phosphate binding; glycine hydroxymethyltransferase activity
Source: RefSeq, a predicted model, not a curated record